AUGGAGGACGCGAAGCUGGAGAUCUACUACCAAGACCACCGGGAGAAGUACGAGUACGCGACCCAGCCCAUCCAGCGGGGCCACCAAGAGCACUAUGGGAAGCACAAGGAGCAGCUGGAGCAGCCCGUGGGGACCCUCUCCAACAGUACCACACUGGCUGGUCAAUCUUUGCCGACGAAGGGUCAAGGAGAUCAAUGCAGAGGCAACAAGGCGACGAAGAGUGAGAUCCGUGCAGAAUUUAAGAAGCGCCACAAACCUGACGGGUACACGUGGAAUCAAGUGGCGCACUGGGUCGACAUGGUACCCUUCGAUGCGGCGGAAAGGGAUGGCAGCCAACAAUCCCCGACACAACAAGGGGAUGCUACCCCUGCGGGGGGAGAUAAAGAGACAUCCUACCAUCGGGAACGGUCCGGGAACGCUAUGAAGCGCGAGAAAGGGGAGAUCUACGUCACGAACGCCCAGCAGAGAGUCGCACGCCGCAGCCAAGAGGAGAAGCAGCAGCCAAUGUGGGGGAGAAGGCAGACUCAGCGGCGGGAGAACAACAUGGAAGCAGACCCAGACCAGUCACAACAAGAGGUACUUGCGAGCUUGAAGAGGGGCACUGGCAGGUUCGAGAUUGCGGUGCACGAGGCCGACAGGGAUCAGUUCGAAGGCUGGGGAGCAGCGGACACGCCGCAACCACAACCACAGCACAACAACGAGCAUGAGCAGCAGCAGCAUGCCCCAGAAGGGGACGAGGAGGGGGUCGCCUACAACAACCUCGACUACUACGCCUUCCUCGGACAGCUCGCGGGGAUCGCGAAGCAGAAGCCCGGACAGGGGGGCGGGACAGGGGCCGAAACCUCGCCUACGGCAGCCAUCACAGCAGGAAGGGGGGAGCUGAGACGCAUCAACCCGGCCCAAAUGGCAGCAACCUUGGUGGAAGUGGUUAGGCACAUCCUCAGGGACACGCUCCAUGCCACGUCUGUGAGGACUGAACUAUCAGAGGUGGGGGAACUGCUGGAGGAUGUGGUUGCAGACUUUGGUGCAUCUAUCAGACUCCGAGACAGCGAGGGGAUAGCGGAGGGGAGGGACGCGCUCAUGGAAGCAGUGGAUAUCCUGGACCAGAUCGUCAUGAACUACGACACGGAGCACGACGAAUUUACCAUGGACCCAGCGACACUGCAAGAUGAUCUCCUCCGACUAGCACAACAACUCCAGAUCGUGGUCCCAGCCCAUAACAACCUCAUGGGGGAUAUUAGGGGAGAACUUCCCUCGCAAAGGCCGUCUUGCAACUCGCAGGAGCUCUUUGAAGGUUACGGGGACGAGAUGGGCCUUAUGCAACAACUAGUGGGAGAGCGAGGGGAACACCAUAUACAGCGACCCCAGACAUGGACCGAUCUCCUCAGACAGAUCAGGGGGGAACUCAACAACAUGCCUCUACAAUGCCGCCAUGCGUGUGUACACCAGCUACUCUGCCGCCUUCAUCGUCCGGGGCCUGACCCGGCGGGGGACACAGAAGAGGGACAUCGAUGCGCCCUCCAACUCUUGUUCGAGCACGAGUUCCCCGAAAGUUAUCGCACCAAUGGACAAUGCGAAGCAGAUGCGAUAUGGCUGCUCUUGAGAGGGGAGAGACUGGGUGAAUACAUAGACGGCAUGAACCUACCAGCAGAAGAACGAGUACGAGGGGGACAAGAAGAUGAACACCCGGGCCUGCGGGGAGGCUACCAGCACCAUGAGGGGAACGCGAGGGAUGGAGCAAUGGGGAGGCACACAACGCCGGACGAAGACAGCCGCCGAGACCAGAACCACCACCCCGAAGACUACGAACCUACAGCCUUGAUGCAGUUCUCAUUGAGGGGGAGAUCUACAGGGGAUGAUCCCGGCACACUACCAACCAGAGAUACCUCCUGCACUACCACCACGACGACUACUACACCACAGCAAGGAGAAGACCCUGCCAGACCUACGACCCCUGCAACACCAGCGAGGAGCAGAAGCCCAUCAAGAAGGGGGGACAACCGCACAACGACAACCACCGGAGGGGAACGACAAACCCCCAGCCCCAUCCGUCGAGCGAGAAGUCAAGCCUCGCAGCUCCUAGCAUCCAUCACCUCCGAAACGCAAGCAGCUGCAGAAUAUGCCCCUAAUGCCGAAGAGCUGGGGAGACAGAGACGCGCCGACGCGGCAGCAGAAGCACUGGACCUCAUCACGGAGGCAAUGGGGAUGGCCAACGACGUUGGAAUGCCGGGGGUCGUCGACUAUCUGUCAGCCGCAGCCACAAGGCUAUCGCAACUCCACCUAAUCCGGAGGCCGGGGACGAACCGAGGGGGACGACCACUACCGACACCCAACGCCUUCGAGAUCGCAGCGCUCACAGUGGGAGUCAUGGAAGAAAGCGCACAACAGGGGGAGCCGCCCUCUAUGGCGGAAAUGCUGGAACUGCUGGAACUCGUACAAGCAGGCAUGGCGCUUGAGACAUAG
Symbiodinium necroappetens is the source of this 2463-nucleotide messenger RNA. The record is from the annotation of a GenBank genome assembly. NCBI's taxonomy places the organism in Eukaryota, Dinophyceae, Suessiales, Symbiodiniaceae.